Molecule: messenger RNA, 213 nt
Organism: Paramecium tetraurelia
Lineage: Eukaryota; Ciliophora; Oligohymenophorea; Peniculida; Parameciidae
Exons: 1
Source: RefSeq, a predicted model, not a curated record
AUGUCUUUCACACCUCCAAAAUCAUCAAGCAAAACAACAUACAUGCACAGCUUACCAUUCGCGGAUAAAUUCCAAAAAACAUUCAGCGAUGCUGAGAUGCAAUGUGUACAAAGAAAAUUAGAUUUUGGUGAAAUGGACUUCCAAUAAAAAAAGUCUAUUAGCACUUUCAGAAUUACUAAAAUGCACAAAUCAACCAUUGGCAAACUCAGAUGA